AUGUCUGAGGAUUUGGCCAAAGAGGUCAAAUUGGUCAUACCAACCCCAACACCUUCGUCAAGCAGUUUCGAAACCCCAAUCCAAACGCCAACCCAAUCAACUUUACAGACAAUAAAGGAGCAGAGAAUAGACUGCGGAUAUUACAGCAAUGUCGGUGAGGAUGUCGAAGCACAAAAGAGCAAACGCCAGUCCAAGCCAAGAUCAUACUGGAAUUUCCUCCGAUAUACAAUCCUCAAUGUUUAUCGUCGCCUUUUCUCAUUCGUCUUUCUCGCAAAUCUCGCGGUCUUUAUUGCCAUCAUGAUAACCGACCAAUCCUCUCUUCUGGCAUUCGUCAAUGCAACAGCAGCAAACUUGACUGUCUGCGGUUUAAUGCGCCAACCAUUGGUAGUCAAUACGAUUUACCUGGUGAUCUGCUCCAUGCCGCGGUCAGCUCCACUACGACUACGACGAAUUGCAUCCAAGGCCUUCCACUUGGGUGGCGUACACAGUGGAUGCGGCGUUGCAUCAUUCGUGUGGUACGUCGGACUAGUGGGCUUGAUCUCCAAGCAUUACUGGUUUCCGGGUGACCAUGAUAGCAGCAGCGCUGGUGCAGCACAAGCACAGCAGCAAAUCUCCACAGCCGUGGUCAUAAUAGCCUAUAUCAUUCUGAUGUUAAUACUGUUCAUCAUGGCUGCGGCUUAUCCCGCUUUUCGGUUCAAGCAUCACAAUGGAUUUGAGCUAACGCAUCGUUUCUCCGCUUGGGUGGUGGUUGCUUUGUUUUUGGCGUUGCUGUUGGUGUUUUCGGAUCAAGCUAGGAAAGCAGAGGGUCUGAGUUUGAGGCAAUACCUCAUUCGGCUACCUGCUUUCUGGCUGCUCAUCGUGGUUAUUGUGGCUAUCGUUCAUCCUUACCUACUCCUUCGAAGGGUGAAGGUGGAACCAGAACCACUUUCUAGACAUGCAAUUAGACUUCAUAUGAACCAUGCACGGACCAGGUUUGGUCUAGGGAUCCAACUUGCCAAAAAUCCCCUGUGGGACUGGCAUUCAUUUGCAACUUUUCCCGAUCGUGCCGCUGAGAGAAGCCCAGAUUCAGUCCUGCAGUCUCCCGAUUCGUUUUCCUGCUUGAUAUCUAAGGCAGGUGACUGGACUGCAGACACAAUUGAUCAUCCACCCCAAUAUCUGUGGAAGCGGGGUGUUCUAGUCUACGGCUUUGCAUACGUGAUGCGCCUCUACGAAAGGAUCAUCGUGGUGACCACAGGAUCCGGUAUUGGGCCCUGUCUAUCAUUCCUAGGUGAUGGAGACAGACCUGCAAUGCGAGUAGUGUGGCAAACACGCUCGCCACUCAAGACAUACGGGCAGGGAAUCAUCGAUCUAGUCAAGCAUAUGGAUCCUGACCCGCUAGUGAUGGAUACUGAUUUAACGGGUCGCGUCGAUAUGGUGCCCAUUAUUGAGCGUAUGGCAAACGAGUUUGGAGCCGAGGCGGUCUGCGUGAUUAGUAACCCUAGGUUUACCAAGAAGUUGGUGUACGAGUUGGAGACGAGGGGUCUGGUGGCUAUGGGUCCGAUCUUUGAUUCGUGA
Messenger RNA from Talaromyces marneffei, 1554 nucleotides. RefSeq lists its product as uncharacterized. Lineage: Eukaryota; Fungi; Ascomycota; Eurotiomycetes; Eurotiales; Trichocomaceae. The coding region runs from base 1 to 1554 and encodes 517 amino acids. The record is from RefSeq and is a predicted model, not a curated record. Gene Ontology annotation, biological process: conidium formation; sexual sporulation resulting in formation of a cellular spore; regulation of conidium formation. The transcript has a single exon.